AUGGCGGCCGGCAAGUUUGGCGAAGAUUCUUGGCGAAAAGCAUUAUCUUCUGUUGCGACUUUAUUUAACAUUGAAAGUUUGUAUCCAGAACAAGAGGAAGCAAUAAAAGCAUUUUUUGAAAGAGAUUUGAAUCUUUUUGUUAGCUUGCCGACUGGAGCAGGGAAAUCUCUAAUAUUUCAGAGUUUGACGGUCGUGUUUGACUCGUUGUUUGGUAACCCUCGAGGAACAAGCGUUCUUGUUGUCAUAUCACCACUUAAAGCGUUGAUGAAAGACCAAGUGGAAUAUUUGCAGAAUCUUGGUAUACCAUCUGUGGCUGUCGUUGACGAGUUAUGUUCUGACCCAGACACCAUUCAGCUAGUUAAAAAUGGUGUUUAUACAGUCGUUUAUGGUUCCCCAGAAUGCUUCCUGUCAUCAGAGACGUGGAGAGAUAUAUUUUCAGACACGGAGUUCACGUCGAAAGUUGUGGGAGUAGCUAUUGAUGAAGCUCAUUGUAUUGUUCAGUGGGGCUUGUCUGCAGGAAACAAAAAAAUCCCCUUCAGAAAGAUGUGGAUCAACUGUAUACUGUUGAGCAGAACCCAAAUAGAAUGA
This is a messenger RNA of Dendronephthya gigantea, 588 nucleotides long. RefSeq names its product probable ATP-dependent DNA helicase RecQ. Gene Ontology annotation, biological process: double-strand break repair via homologous recombination. NCBI's taxonomy places the organism in Eukaryota, Metazoa, Cnidaria, Anthozoa, Malacalcyonacea, Nephtheidae. The coding region runs from base 1 to 588 and encodes 195 amino acids. The transcript is spliced from 2 exons. Gene Ontology annotation, cellular component: nucleus; chromosome; cytoplasm. Gene Ontology annotation, molecular function: nucleic acid binding; ATP binding; four-way junction helicase activity. The record is from RefSeq and is a predicted model, not a curated record.